AUGGCGCUCCUGUCAAAUCAAGGAAUCUAUCAUCAAUCAACGGAUAUGAUCAACAAUUACCAGACGGGAAAUCGAUCCUACGGAGAUCCCCUCUAUCCAUCACCGUACAACUCUCCGGACUACGACAAUUUGCCAGGCUACAGAGAACAUUACACCGCGAAUCUUGAAGUCAAUGUUAAUAAUCUUACGCCGAGGCGGGAUUUAGAAAACAUCGAGUUCCCCAGUGAUCAAUGUCAUGAGUAUGCUAAAACUCCAGAGGGAUAUGAAAGAGAGCCUUACGGUGUUCUUACACCUUUAACACCGCAGAAAUUUGUAACUCAUGGAUCUGUUGAACAUAUCACGUCACCAAGAUCAACACUAUAUGAAGACAACUCAAUGGAGUGUCAGGUACCUGUUUAUUGCUACGAGACACCACCACAAGAACCCAGAUACCUUAUUGACAAUGACACGUGUCAACGGAGCAGCACUGACGCAAGGAAAAAUUAUUGGGAACCUGUUGCAAGUCAGGUCCAAGACUCGCCAACUUCAAGCCCCAGAAGAGGAAGAAGAAGGUCCCGAAAUGUCCCUCCAUCGCCCAGUAUUGUAAAACGCCGACGAUUGGCGGCAAAUGCCAGGGAAAGACGUCGUAUGAACGGACUUAACGACGCAUUUGAUAAAUUGCGCGAAGUGGUGCCCAGUUUUGGCGCAGACCACAAAUUAAGUAAGUACGAAACGCUCCAGAUGGCGCAGAGUUACAUCGUUGCGCUCUGCGAAUUGUUGGAGCAACACGACGGUAAAGUUUGA
Messenger RNA from Cotesia congregata, 783 nucleotides. The record is from the annotation of a GenBank genome assembly. NCBI's taxonomy places the organism in Eukaryota, Metazoa, Arthropoda, Insecta, Hymenoptera, Braconidae.